This is a messenger RNA of Echinococcus granulosus, 3978 nucleotides long. RefSeq names its product Receptor tyrosine-protein kinase erbB-4. The coding region runs from base 1 to 3978 and encodes 1325 amino acids. Gene Ontology annotation, molecular function: transmembrane receptor protein tyrosine kinase activity; ATP binding. Gene Ontology annotation, cellular component: basal plasma membrane; signaling receptor complex. The transcript is spliced from 17 exons. Gene Ontology annotation, biological process: positive regulation of kinase activity; protein phosphorylation; positive regulation of cell population proliferation. NCBI's taxonomy places the organism in Eukaryota, Metazoa, Platyhelminthes, Cestoda, Cyclophyllidea, Taeniidae. The record is from RefSeq and is a predicted model, not a curated record.
AUGUCAGCUACCCCACAGCCGUGUUAUUUAGUGCUGCCAAGUUUAAUUUGUUACAAUGAUGCUUUCCACCAUCUGACGAAAGAAGAGGAGUCAGUGACAUUUGAAGACUUACAAAGUGGUCUUGGAAGUCUCUUCGAAAUAACGGGUGUUCUCUAUGUUGGAACGGACAAUACAGCACCUUGGUUAAAGAAUCUCACUUUUCUCUCAAAGUUGCGACACAUCGGAGGAGAGGUGCCAUCAGGAUACACUUCUCCGUUAAAAAUAGUCCAUAAUAAUUAUCUGGAAUACCUCGGUCUUGCCUCGCUGGUGUAUGUCGGUGUAUACAGAGGAACUAUUCAAAUCGUCCAAAAUCCUAAACUUUGCCUUGCGGAUACAGUUAACUGGCGAUCGCUUAUGUGGGCACCAAAAACCACUACUAACACGACGAUACCAAUCCCCGUAGUCGUUCCAAAUCGCACCGUGAAGGAUUGUGUUUCUAAAGGCUUUCAAUGCGAUACAAGCGUCUGUGAACUCUCUCAAGGAUGCUGGGGUCCUGGACCGGAAAAUUGUCGCCUCUGUGCUCAUUGGCUCAUUCAAGGUCGCGGUGAAACUAGUCGAUGCGUGCUCAACUGCUCAUUAGCCGACGGUGGCUACUACCCUGUGAUGAUUACCAAAACAAUCGAUAAAAAUAUAGCGCUGAAAAUAAAAUCAUGUUCAAAGUGCCACAAAGAGUGUGGUUCUAUGCCUGGAGCUUGUAAUGGACCCGAUGCCAAUCACUGUAACUAUGGUUGUGCACAUGUCAAGGACGGGAAUUUUUGCCGUGCCGAAUGUCCCUUGGGAAAGUUUCCCAACGAAGAGAAUAUCUGCUAUGAAUGUGCAGCUGUUUGCACAUCACAUCCACGCGGCGUUUUAGACACCACAGAAUCAAGCAAUUGGAGUGCAGUGUGCACGGGACCUGGAGAUUGGUUCGGACACAACGGCUGUUCACAAUGCAUCCAGGUCGUUGCUGCAGCAACGACGAAUGAGGAACAUGGCUUAAGACUGAAGUGCCUUACACCUUAUCAGCCUUGCCCCAAGCGCACUUUCUUACAUCUUAUUGGUGGACAAAAGCGGAAAAUGGGAGAUCCCAAAUUGGCAAUAAGUGGUGACAUAGCAUUGUCCCAUGUUCCGCACGAGCUUCAGGAGCCCCUCGGUGAUUGGUUGUCCUCGCAUCAAUUGCAGAGCGCCAGUAUCAACAUGGUGCGUGUUUGCGCUCCCUGCCAUCCUGAAUGCCAAGACGGAUGCUCUGGUCCCUCACCCAAUCAGUGCGUGCGAUGUCGAAAUGCCCAAUUCAAUGGAAUUUGCGUGGCCAGCUGCCAUGAAGGCAAGCAGAAUUUUCAAAUCUGCACCUAUGAGGCGAAUUUGACUAGUGGGGGCAAGCAAUGUCGUCCCUGUCACGACCAGUGCAGUCAGAGUUGCGGCGGACCCUUAUCUAGUGACUGCCUCUUCUGUCAGCACUAUAAAAGAUAUCUGAACAAAGAGAAGACAAAGAAGGAGGAUUGCGGAAGACAGGUGUCUAAACCGUGCCCUAGUGUCUACAAACUAACUAGUUACUGGAUUUGUGUUGAAUCCUGCCCUCCGGAUAGCAUUGCCCAUGUGGAGCUCAAUUCCAUCACAACUGCGGUUGAGUUUGUAUGUCUUCACACUGGGAUCUCACACCACCUUCCGCCUGCGAUAUCAGGGAAAAUUGACGAGUGUCUCAUUUUCUGCACCUGGUCGGAAAUAAUUAGUCCUCGGUUGCUCAACCGCCUCUCCUGGCUGUCUACAGCUCUGCUUAUCUUUUGUGGCCUUCUAGCCCUCUUCGUAGCUGUUUACUUCGGCUACGUGUGCUCUCGCAUUGUAAUUCGUGGACGCAAAUCAAGGAGUGAGCCCGUGGUUGACCAACUUCAAAGUGGUAGAAGUUCUAUGUGCAACCGAUUUUGGAUGAGAGCGGUAGUUGUUGCGGAACUGGAAGAGAAGAAAAAUAACCGGAGAUUGAGUAAAUCACGAAGAAAUAUAAGUCUGCGUUCACUUCCUGUGAGAUCUAACACGCUAAAUGGUGAUGAUGAGCAAAGCUACCUUGUAUCAUCUCAAGCAGAUACAAUGCCCGACAUGACCACACUGCUCAUAAUACCUGAGUACCAGCUAAAACUGGGUAAUCGAGUUGGUGGUGGAGCAUUUGGUUCAGUCUACCGAGGCAUAUGGUACAAGGGCCCGAUUUCUCCAGAAUUUGCAAAGAAGGUUGACGACUUAUUUGCGCAGGCUGCCAAGGUUGAAUUGGAGAAGCCGAAAUUGGUGCCAUUGGAUUCGCUGGUGGAGGACAACGCAUACGCCAGCACGGAACAGGAAUACCUUACGAUGGAAGAGGAGGAGGAGGAAAAGGAGGCGAAGGAGGCCCAAAAUUUGGAGAAGUCUGUGGUACUCGAGGAGAAAACGGAGCUGAAACCCCUGUCACAAGUGGAGAAACCUAUCACUUCUGAACUAAACAUAACGUCUUCGCCUGCCCCACAGACAGGCAUGUUUCGAUUCUCCGAAGAUUGCGAGGAGGAAAGAGAGAAGUUCUACAUGGAAAAUGUGGAAGAACACGUAGUCGCUAUCAAAGUGCUCACUGAUGAGACUGAUCCAUUUACUUCCAAGGCUCUUCUUGAUGAGGCUCGUCUUAUGGCGACGGUCAAUCACCCCUGCUGCCUUCGUUUGCUGGCUCUCUGUAUGACAGCCCGUCCACAACUUGUCACACCAUUUCUGCCUCUGGGGUGUCUGCUGUCCUACCUUCAUCGACAUGGCGGUCCUAAUGCGAUCGAUUGUGAUGUUAUAACUCCUGAAAUCAUGCUGAAUUGGGCCAACCAGAUAGCCAGUGGAAUGGCAUAUCUCGCCUCGCGAAGCAUCAUUCACCGUGACUUAGCUGCUCGUAAUGUGCUUGUAGAAACACCUGAACAGAUCAAAAUAACAGACUUUGGGUUGGCUAAAUGCAUCGAAGACACAGAUGGAGAAUACACAGCUAAGGGUGGUCUAAUGCCAGUUAAGUGGCUCGCGAUUGAGUGCAUCAAGAAGCGCAUAUUCUCCAGCAAAUCCGAUGUCUGGGCCUACGGUGUGACCCUGUGGGAGAUAUUUACUCUCGGUCGAAGACCCUAUGAGAGGACCCACACUCGCCAUCUUAUUCAAUAUCUGGAGAAAGGACUUCGGCUGGUCCAACCGAUGACCACAAGUUUGGAGCUCUACAAACUCAUGGUUGAAUGUAAGGCCAUCAAAGUAUAUUCGUGUCAAAUGCUAUGCAGGUGUUGGCAAGGCGAUCCUGAUAGACGACCUGGUUUCGAUGAACUAUUUCAGAGAAUCAGUUUCAUGCAACUGAAUCCGCUGGCUUUUAUCAACUUCAAGCGUGGCAGGAUUCGUUUAUGGAGUGAUUCUGGUCUCAUGGGCUCGACGUCGAGCUACGUGGCCACAACUAUAAACGCCACAGUCACCACAGGGAACACCGGUACCAUAGUGAAAUCAACAUCGGAGGUGUCGGUGCUCACCUCAACCUCGUCUUGCCUCAACUACCUGGCAGAGGUGACUGAGGAGAAGGAAGAUGUGGGGUACACCUCUUCACCCCGAGACGAUCGUUAUGGCAUCAUCAUGCCUACCUCUAGCCAACGUCAGGAUCCAGUUCAACCGCUUGAAUGCAUCGUGGAGGACGUCGAUGAAACGAGUGCUUUAGAGAACGAUUACGAAAAACCCAUUGAAACUGUUCAGAGAGUCGACCCUUUUCCACCUAAUGAUAUAGCUCCUGCUGCUAUCAUCGGUGGAGGCUACUUGGGGCCCAAAGAGGAGAUAAAUCAAGCUGAACCAGAGGAGAAACGAAGUUACGUGGAUCAAUUUGUGAAGUUUUCGAUGGAAGUUUCACAAGUACAACACCUUUUGCACCAUAAAGUGAACUAUAACAGUACCUUUUGCUUCAUUGAUGUGUACAUUCACAACAUGCAUGUUUGUCGUGAUGUUUAG